Misgurnus anguillicaudatus (oriental weatherfish) is the source of this 7355-nucleotide messenger RNA. RefSeq names its product mitogen-activated protein kinase kinase kinase 13 (gene map3k13). Gene Ontology annotation, cellular component: cytoplasm. The record is from RefSeq and is a predicted model, not a curated record. Gene Ontology annotation, biological process: protein autophosphorylation; JNK cascade. Gene Ontology annotation, molecular function: ATP binding; MAP kinase kinase kinase activity. NCBI's taxonomy places the organism in Eukaryota, Metazoa, Chordata, Actinopteri, Cypriniformes, Cobitidae.
GUGUGUGUGUGUGUGAGAGAGAGCUCAGGCGAGCUGCAUCGUGCCUGCGUCAUCCGGCCCCUUCAUUCAUGAAAAGUGUGACGUCAGCAGCAGCCCCAGCGCAACUAACGCCCAGUCAGCUGCUGGGGCUGCAGAGAGCUCCAUCUCUCUCUCUUUUUCUUUCUCGCUCCGCUGACUGAUUCUGCUGUGUCUUUGCCGGAGGACGAUCUGUCAGCUGCGUGUCCUAAACUUGAACAGAAGUUGUCAGUAAAGCCUUGUCGCACGCUUCCUGCGAGUCGGGCAUCUGCCCAUGCACACGCACGGCACCAUGGGUAGCUCCCCGGAGGUGCUGUCCUGGACUUCCUGUCCCAGCCUGCUGGUGGGGAAGCUGAAAGAGGAGCUCAAGCUCACUGUCGGGGAUACCAUGAAGAAAACCAAUAGCAACGUUUCUCCCCAAGCCCUGCCCCCUCCUCCUCCCCCACCACAGAUCAUCACAGACUUGGCUCCGCCCACCACUCUUCCGAUUCCGCUGCAGCAGCUGCAGCUCCCUUGCAAGGACGACGAGCUCUGUGGCACCAGUCCUCCGUGCACCGCCCUGAGCGAGGACUCCACCAGGGAACAAGGACAGUUCGAAAACAGCGUACUACAGCUCCAGGAGCACGAGGAGACCGAGUCGCCCGGCUCCUGUGGUCAGGGAGGGUGCGGUAGCAAUGGCGAGGAGAAAAACGAAGAGGGCGGAUGUCCGAUGGACCACAACUGCGAUGACACGCACCACCAUCCUCACGAUGACAUUAAACUGCACUUUCAUAGAGCCGGGAAUGGGGGCUUCCUCGAGGGGCUGUUCGGAUGCUUGAGGCCAGUGUGGAAUAUCAUCGGAAAGACGUAUUCGACCGAGUACAAACUGCAGCAGCAAGAAAUGUGGGAGGUGCCCUUCGAGGAGAUCUCUGAACUGCAGUGGCUAGGGAGCGGCGCUCAAGGAGCAGUGUUCCUCGGGAAGUUUCACGAUGAAGAAGUAGCAAUUAAAAAAGUCAGAGAGCAAAAAGAAACCGAUAUUAAACACCUUCGCAAGCUGAAGCACCCAAACAUCAUCAGCUUCAAGGGUGUAUGCACACAGGCCCCGUGUUACUGCAUUAUUAUGGAGUACUGCGCACAGGGACAGCUAUAUGAGGUCCUCCGGGCGGGACGCAAGAUCUCACCCCAGUUGCUGGUGGACUGGGCUUCAGGGAUCGCCAGCGGCAUGAACUACCUGCAUCUCCACAAGAUCAUCCACAGAGACCUCAAAUCACCAAAUGUGUUAGUUACUCAAUGCGACACGGUGAAGAUCUCAGACUUUGGUACAUCUAAAGAGCUUAGUGACAAGAGCACAAAGAUGUCGUUUGCGGGCACCGUGGCCUGGAUGGCACCGGAAGUCAUCCGCAAUGAGCCUGUGUCGGAGAAAGUAGACAUCUGGUCUUUUGGGGUUGUGUUAUGGGAACUCCUGACAGGUGAGAUUCCCUAUAAGGAUGUGGAUUCAUCUGCCAUUAUUUGGGGUGUUGGGAGUAACAGCCUACACCUGCCUGUACCUUCCACCUGUCCUGACGGUUUCAAAAUACUCAUGAAACAAACCUGGCAGGGUAAGCCCAGGAACCGUCCGUCCUUUAGGCAGAUUCUUCUACACCUGGAUAUCGCCUCUGCCGAUGUGCUCGGGACACCACAAGAAACCUACUUUAAAUCUCAGAGUGAAUGGAGAGAGGAAGUGAAAAAACAUUUUGAGAAGAUUAAGAGUGAAGGAACCUGCAUCCAUCGACUGGAUGAGGAACUGAUUCGGCGUAGACGAGAUGAGCUCCGACAUGCUCUGGACAUUCGUGAGCAUUAUGAGAGGAAACUGGAGAGAGCCAAUAACUUGUACAUGGAGCUCAGUGCCAUUAUGCUUCAGCUGGAGGUGCGAGAGAAAGAGCUGCUCAAGAGAGAGCAGGCGGUGGAGAAAAAGUAUCCUGGCUCAUACAAACGCCACCUGGUUCGGCCCAUCGUCCGGCCCAACGCUGUCGAGAAGCUCAUUAAGAAAAAGAGUACCAUCAACCACAAACCUGGAACACAGACAUCUAAGAGGCCGGAUCUGCUGCGCUCCGAUGGCAUUCCCAGCGUAGAGCCGCUUUCCGCUCCUUCUCCACUGUCAGGAAGUCCAAAAGUCUCCACGCCUCCUGGAAAGAACCGUUACCGCAGUAAACCCCGUCAUCGUAGAGCAAACAGCAAGGGCAGCCACAGCGACUUCCCCGGUGCUCUGAAACCCAAUACCGGCCCAGAAGAGCAACAACCCCUGCAAGAACAAAACUAUCACCACCACCAUCCUGCGGGACCCCCGCUUCCAGUACAGAACAGGGUGAACGCCGUGGUCAACUGCGCCAACAACCUGCGGUACUUCGGCCCGGCCGCCGCCCUCCGCAGCCCGCAAACCGACCACCUCCAACGGAGACUUUCCGGCUCCAGCCCAGAUCUUAUCUCCACCGCUGUGGACGCUGAUUUACGGCACCGAAGGUCCUCCGUACCCCCCGCCGCGGGCUCCGGGCCGGGACCACUGUGUCCCUGCUGCCAGGCGCAUCCUUUUCCCGGCUGCAUGCACUGCCAGGAGACACCCGCUGCCCCCAGCCACCCCCAACUCCCUCACUACUCACUGCUGAGCACGUGUGAGGGGACGCCGCCCAUUGUCAAAAAACCGCUGGGAACCACAUCUGAUGUCCAGGGAAAUGAUGAACGGCCGGAUCAGGGAUCUCCACGAGGAAGCUUGCUGCACACGCUCAGACCCCUUAGGAACGGGAGGGAUGAGUCCUCUGAGGAAGAGGAGGGUGAGGUUGACAGUGAAGUGGAGUUUCCACGGAGACAAAGGCCUCAUCGUUGCAUGAAGAGUUUUCAGUCGUACUCCACCUUCAGUUCUGAGAAUUUGUCGGUGUCGGACGGUGAGGAGGGGAACACCAGCGAUCACUCGCACAGCGGACCGCUGGAGCAGUUGAGCGGCAGUCAGGAGGAACAUCUGGAUGAGCUCCUGUCUCACACCCCUGAGAUCCCCAUCGAUAUUUCCAUGCAGUCUGAUGGUCUGUCUGAUAAAGAGUGUGCCGUGCGGCGGGUGAAGACUCAGAUCUCGCUGGGGAAACUGUGUGCUGAUGAGCACAGCUAUGAGAAUCCACUUCAGUUUGGAGAUUCAGACUGUGAUACCUCAGAUGCAGAAUGCUCUGACGCCACCAUCAGGAACAAACAGCCCUGUGCACCCUCAUCCUGGUGAGCUCCAAACCCGCCCUCACGGUGGAGCCUUUGGAAGAAAACACGGCAAUAAUCGGAGCCUGCUAUAAACAGCCAUGUCCCUUGACCCAUAUUGUCUUGAACCAGGAACCGGAGCCACCCAUAAUCCUCCUCCUCCCUCCCUCCCUCUCUGAGCGAGCAACCUCAGGCAGAUUCUUCUGAAGUGAAAAUGUAGCUAGUGUGACGUGCAUCAUUUAUUUUAUUAUGAGCUAACGCAGACAAAUUCAGGAACGGAAAGUGUGGAGUAUUAGCACUGAAGUGUUCCCAACAAUGAACUCUAUACAAGUUUAGUUUAGCAGUCGUGUUAGUUAGAUAGCAGUGGUCUGUAAGAAUACUGUAUAUUUGUGAAGGAUGUUUUUGGGACGUCUUACUGUAAAUGACUCCGGCUGGUCAGCUGUGUCCGCUGGCAACUACCUGCUACUUCCUGAGUUUACAGAAAUUGCGCCCUAUGCCCUACUGAGGGCAACUUUUGCUUAAGCACCAGCAGGAGCUAAAUCCCUCCUCAUUACUGACUUCCAAAACAUUGGAAUAUAUUUUCCAGCAUUCCUGCUUGGUCCACAUAUAAUGAGCCAAUCAGACUGCUGCUGCGGACAACAGGACGCCAGUGAAAUAUUAUAACGGCUGCUGACACAGAACAACGUCUUCAAUGAACAAAUCAGUGUUAAAACUGGACCGAACCAAAGCAGCGUUUCUCUCGUCUCAGGACUGCGUCUGAAGAGAUGCUGUGGACGGCCAGAGGAAUGAAAGGUUGUUUCAACGGUGCAAAAGUGUGACGCUAAACGUUUCUCGCUUAUGUCACAUUUAUCAUGACACGAAAGCCAACGAUGUAGAUAUUCUGGAGAUGCAGUGUCCCGAGUCAGGAAAAUUACUGUACUAUUCCUUUAAUCAAUGCUUGUUUAAUGUGGAUUAGUUGUGUGUGUAUAUAUGGUUAGGAUUAAUGGAGACGAGUCAGAAGCACAGAUCUUGUGGUUUAGUUUAAGUGCGGUGAAUGAAUCAGCAAUAACACAGGUUAUGUGCUCAGGCUUUGAGAAUCGCUCGCUCAGGUCGACUGUCUAGCAGGCUGGACAGAUUUACUGCUGCGGUAAACGUUGGAAUCAAAAAAUGAUCUCUAUUUUUACAGGUUUGUGUUAAUUAUUUUCACACGUUGUUUUUUUUUUAGGAAAAUAGCUAAAUGAAAGUAACAGAUUAAAAUAAUUGUGUGUAUUUUGCUGGUUUAAUGCUCAGGUUAAAUGCUUUAUAGUGCACACGAGUCUCCACUAAAACAUGCCGUCUGUUUAUUUUGAACGUUUAGGAUCAGCUUCAGAUUAUUUUGGCCAAAUGCUCACUGCAAAUUUUUGUGACAAAAGCAUUUAAAUUGGCGAGAGAAUCUCUUUAAUUAUUUUUAUAUAGAAAAUGCAUACAUGGAUAAAGGCAUCUGUUAAAGGGGACAUAUCAUGAAAAUCAGAUUUUUUCCAUGUUCAAGUGCAUCAACCUAGAAAACGUGAAAAAAAUAGGUCAUUGAUAUUUGGCUCUGCUUAUGAUGUCAUAAGGAGAUCUUAUUAUAAUAAUACCGCCCAUUAAAAUAUACACUAUCCACCCACAGCACUGCUAUUUAGUGCAGAGAGAGAGAGAAAAUAAUUCACAGCACAAUUGAGUUUCAAUUUCAACAAACCGCCGUUAUGGUGAUCAGUGUUUGCAUUAUCAGCUCAUUUGCAUUUGAACCCUUGUGCCUUGUUCCAAUUCACUACCCUUUUGUGUUCUUGGCGGCCAAAAAUGGCCACUAAAUUAAACGGCUGUAAAAAUAUCAAAAGUAUCAGAUUAAUAUUUUUUCACUUUUUUUGCAUAAAUCUGUUAAUCAACCUCAGUACUGAUCAAAACUACCGAAUGUUUCCAAAAAUGUCAUGAUUUUUACUCUUUCAUUGCCAAGCUCAUAAGUGAUGCCACUGAUUUGAGAAAAAAAACACACAAAAUCACUGCUUUUCAAUAUAAAAAGUGAUUGUGAACUAGAUUUUUUUUCACCCUUUUCACAGUCUUGAGCAUGCCAAAGAUUAGUAAAACCAUUGGCUUUGAUGCAUUUUUAGUUUGUGUGCAGCAUCAGAUUACAUUUUUUUCUCCCUCAUUUAUGGUUUGUGGCCAUUUUUUCCCCAUUGACUUCCAUUAUAACAACAUUUUUUGAUUGCAGAGCUAUGACACCUUAUUAUCAUGCAUUUUUUAUUCUUUGUGGUUUUACCUUUUGCAAAGAGGUAAAAUUUGUCAUUUUUACUGUUGAACUAUUGCACUAUUAACCCUUUAUAUUGAAAAUCUGUCAUUUUGUGUGUUUGUUUCCCAAAUCAGUGACACCACUUAUAAACUUGGCAAUGAAAGAGUUAAAAUCAUGGAAUUUGUUUAAACAUUUGGUAGUUUUGAUCAGUUCUGAGGUUGAUUAACAAAUUUAUGCAAAAAAUUUGGGGAAAAAAUCAUCUGAUACAUUUUUACAACUGUUUAAUUAAGUGGCACACGUAAGGGUAGUAAAUUUGCCCACGGUAUAUUGUUAAGUUUUUGAAAAAUUUCAAAGCAUUUUCUUAAAAUAUGUGUAAAUAUAAGAUUUGUCACCAAAAAUCAUUACAUUUGGUGAAGCACAGAAAAAGCUGUGGCCAAAUUAAGACAAAAAAAUAACAAAAAUUGCCCCAAUAACACAUAAGGGUUAAAGGACACACCCAAAAACGGCACAUUUUUGCUCACACCUACAAAGUGUCAAUUUUAACAUGUUAUAAUAAAUAAUCUGUGGGGUAUUUUGAGCUAAAACCUCACAUAUGUACUCUGAGGACACCAGAGAUUUAUUUUGACACCUCAUAAAAUCUCAUAUGUCCCCUUUAAAUAAAUAAUAAUUGUAAAUGUAAAUAACUGUAGUGAUGUUGCGUCCCUAAACAUGGAUGCUAACAGUUUAAUAAAAAUUUGACAAAAGUGACUUUAGCAAGCAGGAUUGUGUUAUCAUUCCGUUUAUUUACAGUAGUUAACCACCGAUGUUAAAGGGUUUGUGUUAAAUCUAGUGAAUGUGAAUAGUGUCACAUUCUCCGUUGUGAGCGUCUUGUCAAAGGGACACUGCAUCUUCUGGUAUGUCUAAUGUUGAAGUCCUGUGUUUUUAGAUUUAGAUGUUAUUAGCGGUAGAUAAAAUGCCUCGUUCAUCAUGGUAAGGUACUUCACUUGAACAGUAAACGGCAUGAGAAAUGAACUGUGAAUUGUAUUAUUUUUUUGCAGCUUAUCUAAAGUACAGUAAGCUCAUAAGUACUGUAAUACUCGGUAGACUUAUACGAUUAAAUUACAGUAUGAUUGAAUUUGCGAGAGCUGCUGCGCAUUGCAGCAAAUGAACAAAGCAAACUGAACAAACUGAAAGUUGACACAAUUGACCCCGUUUACUUUCUUUAAAUGUGUUUUUGGUGUUCUAGUGCACGAUUUACCUGUACUCAUUUUUUAACUUUGGAAAUGUGUUGGUUAUCGUUUGUCGAAAUGCAAUAACGUGCUUCUCCACGUUUUACUCUGAAAUAAUGGUAAAAUGGGUUGCAAACUCAUUGGUUUCAUGUUAACUUGACCAUGCAGCCAUUAUUAUUGUUGUUAUUAUUGUAGUACAACAUAUUUAGUUUAAUUCUGGGUUUAAAUAGUAAUGAAGGCAAACCGCAUACACUCAGCAGACUCAAUGUUUCCAUUAAUGUGUUUUGGUAAAAAACUAUGAAGGGUUUCCACUGAAUUCUGAUGUUUUUUUUUUUUGGCCACAGCGCCAUUUUGAAUCUUGUAAAUUAUGAUUUUAAUUUAAUUUAAAAGACGUUUUUCUGUUCGUAGCUGGUCUACAUGAUUAUUCAUUUAAUUUAUUUUGAAGCACUAGUAAUUCUUUUCAUUUCUGUUCUGUCUCUUGUGUAUUUAAUGCCUGUCUGUCUGAUGAAGUAUUACAGAUGAAUGUUCAGCUCUUCCUAAAGUCGUUCUUCAUCGUUCUGUAUGCUGACGAAACACAAAAAACAAUAAAAUCUCCUGCAAUGACAGUUCAUAGUGAGCAUAGCCGUCAAGCUCCAAGAUGAAGAUCCUUAUAAAAGUAUUGUGGCAGUAGUGUACACUAUUCCAGCUAGUAUACUUUAAAGUCUUGCAUUUUACUA